This is a messenger RNA of Aspergillus luchuensis, 978 nucleotides long. RefSeq names its product general transcription factor IIH subunit TFB6 family. The record is from RefSeq and is a predicted model, not a curated record. Gene Ontology annotation, cellular component: transcription factor TFIIH holo complex. The transcript is spliced from 2 exons. Bases 1 to 978 code for a protein of 325 amino acids. NCBI's taxonomy places the organism in Eukaryota, Fungi, Ascomycota, Eurotiomycetes, Eurotiales, Aspergillaceae.
AUGACAUCCACAACACCCAACACCGAAGGAGAAAGAGGAGGAGGAGGAGGCUUCCUCCCACCGACCCUCCCAUCCCCCGCCCCCUCCACCCCACGACCAAGCACGCCCUCCCUCCUCCCAAAACCGCGAACGCAUCCUCUGCGCGCAGGGUCCGCCAAAGAAGCAACAGUGAUUAAUCACAUCGAUACGACGUUACUGAGGAUUUCGCGCCGGCACGCAAAGAAAUUCAGUAGUGCUUAUUAUAAGCCUAAUGAUGAUGAUGAUGAUGAUGAUGAUGAUGAUGAUGCUGGAUUCAACUCUAAUAAUGCGACGGGUUAUUCCCCGGAGUCGUUCGAAGCUCGGAGGGGAGGGAAUGAUGGAGGAGAAGGAGAUGUGCAGGGCUAUGAAAGCUUCAAGGAAGUAGCGAGGGAAUUGGAGGGUUUGGUGGAUGUGCUUUGGGUUAGUGGGACGCCAUCCCUCCAAAUCCCCUACCUCAUCUCCCUAGCCAUCCAGGUCAACUCCUACCUGCCCGAGUAUCCCUUCUCAGCGGCGCCUACGUUCCGCUUACUGCGGAAGUUGGAUGAGGUGUUUGCGGAGCUUUUAGGUGGUGGUAGUGGUAACGGGGAGAAAAAGAGUGUGGUGUCCAUGACGGAGAAGGUCCGGAUUAAGAGUAUUGCGGAGUCGUGUCGGGUGUUGGUUGUUGAGAAGAGAGAGAAGGAAAUUGAGGAUGCUAAUGGGGCAGAGGAUGAUGAUUAUGAUGAGGAUGAGGAUGAAGAGUUCGAGGAUGUCUAUGGGGAUGCGAAUAAAUUGGAGGAUUAUAUGCCUGUUCCUGGGAAGUGGGAGAUGGAGACGGCGAAGGUUUAUGAGAGGACGAUUCAGUUGUUGGGCGAUGAGUUGGGGAAUGUCGGUGAGUUUUGUGAUGAGGAUUUGGCCGCGGGGGAUGGAGGGGUUUGUGAUACGGGAGAUUUUGUGGUGGAGUUGGAGGAUGAUGAUGAUUGA